This is a messenger RNA of Trichomonas vaginalis G3, 189 nucleotides long. RefSeq lists its product as uncharacterized. The annotation marks the transcript as partial. The record is from RefSeq and is a predicted model, not a curated record. Lineage: Eukaryota; Parabasalia; Trichomonadida; Trichomonadidae. The transcript has a single exon.
GGAGUGGUUAUUGAAAUACUUGGCUACAACAUAAACGAUGACACUUAUAAAGUAAGAUAUGAAGGAGGCGUUGAAGAUGUUAUACCAUCUAAGAACUUGAGAGAAUCUAAACCAACACAUCUGGGACCAUUAGAGCGGGAGUACUGGAAAGACAAAAAUAUGCCAGAAAGAAUAAGAAAAUUCUUCUAA